AUGGUGGCCUCGAGCACCAUCCACCUAGCUGGUCUAUUAUAUGCUAGUGCCCACAUUGUGACGGCUCGGCCACCUCAACAAUCUCAUUCACAUUUCCAUUCUUCUCACCCAGGUUUGGAACUUCGGAACUCCUGCCGGAAUCUAGUAUCUCCAUUCGACUACUCAGCAAAAGUCCGAGCCAGAGAUGAAGAUGACUUGCCACUGUGCUUUCUGGCCGAGGCACCCACCUCGGAUCUUUUGCUCGGUGUGCGCCAGGCGGCGGCCGAGGACGACUACUCGUGCUCGGAGAACAAGCCUUGCAGCAACGGGGCCUGCUGUCCGAAGGCGACUGGCUACUGCAACUACGGCGAGGAAGCGUGCGGCACCACGGGCACGAGCCCAAACGAUGUCUGCUGGUCCAACUGCGAUGCCUACGCAGAAUGCGGCCGGGACGCGCUGGUACCGGGGACCGAGUGUCCAUUGAACGUGUGCUGCUCCAAGUUCGGCUUCUGCGGCAUGACUUCUGAGUUCUGCGAAGUGACGGACGACGAGGAGACCAGCUGCCAGAGCAACUGCAAGCAGCCCGGAUCCGGGGCCUCAGACAGCAACGUGCGACAGCGCAUCAUCGGGUACUACGAGGCGUGGGCGCACGACCGCGAGUGUCAGAACAUGAACUUCAAGGACAUUCCCGUCGGCGCCUUGACACACGCCUACUUCUCCUUCGCCUUCAUCACGCCGGGCACCUACAUGAUCGCGCCCAUGGACGACCUGAGCCCAGACCUGUUCGAGGACUUCACGGCUAUUAAGCAGGGCAACACGGGUCUUAAGGCCAUUAUUGCCGUCGGCGGUUGGAGCUUCAACGAUCCGGGCGCCACUCAGACCGUGUUCAGCGACAUGGUGGCCAGUCCCGAGAGCCGCAAGACAUUUAUUGGUAACCUGAUGGGGUUCAUGCGCAAGUAUGGCUUUGACGGCGUCGAUUUCGACUGGGAGUAUCCUGGGGCCGACGAUCGGGGCGGCAAGUCUUCGGAUGGCGAGAAUUUCGUCACUUUCCUCAAGGAGCUGGACGAGGUCAACAACGACCAGCCUGAGAAGUACGUUGUGUCAUUCACGGUGCCGACCAGCUACUGGUAUCUGCGGCACUUUGAUCUGACCGCUGUUGACCACGUGGACUUUGUCAAUGUCAUGAGCUACGAUCUGCACGGCAUAUGGGACUCGACCAACCCCAUUGGGAGCCAUGUUUAUGCGCACACAAACCUCACCGAGAUCAAGGACGCGUUCGAUCUCUUCUGGCGGAACGGCGUUAAAGCAGAAAAGCUGAACCUGGGUCUCGGGUUCUACGGCAGAAGCUUCCAGCUGUCGGACCCGACGUGCUACACGCCGGGUUGUAUGUUCAGAGGAGGUGCUUCGCCAGGACCUUGCAGUCAGAACUCAGGAACGCUGACUUAUCGCGAAAUCAUGGAUAUCGUCAAGGAUAAAGACUUGGAGCCGUACUAUGACGAGGAAAAUGCUGUCAAGUAUGUUACGUGGAACGAGGACCAGUGGGUUUCUUAUGAUGAUGCAGAGACCUUCCAGCAAAAAAUUGACUUCGCCAACGACCUUGGCCUCGGCGGCCUGCUGAUCUGGGCGCUGGACCAAGACACGGACAACUUGGAAGCGCUCACGGGCGUCGUCGGUGAAGGUAACCUGCGCCUGUUCUCUAAGCAGGCCGCCAACGCCGAUACCAUGGAGGGCGUGUCGGUGCCCGACUGCUACGUGACUGACUGCGGCGGCACCUGUGAUGCGGGCUUCCUCAAGAUUGAGAACCAGCCGUGCGGCAGCGCUACCUGGCUCACGCGCCACUCGACCGAGUCGGACAGCCUGUUGUGUUGUCCGCUGGGCGGCGCCCCGAGCGCCAGCGAUUGCGAGUGGCGCGGCACAGCGCCGAGCUGCAACGGACAUUGCCACGAGGAUGAGGUUGCGCUGGAGCUGAACCGCUGGGGUGAUGGGAAGUAUUGCGAGGAUGGCAAUAAGGCGUACUGCUGCAAGACUUCUCUGGAGAAUGAGUGCUACUGGACUGGAGAAGGGCAGCGGUGUAAUGGGGAUGAUGUUGCUUUGACAUUCGCCGGGACAUUCCUGCAGAGACUGGCCGACAUCGCUGGCUUCUCAGGUCUAAUCGGCCUGCUCCUGGAGGACGCCCUCAAUGAAGCCAACAUCGAGCUGCUCAAGCUCUACUGCUGCCCCAAGGACCAGAUCGACUCGUGGCAGAACUGUGCAUGGCACGGCGAGGAGGGCAGCUGCUUCGACAACCACUGCCCGACGGGCCACUCAGUGCAGCUGACGGAUAAUGCCUACGGAGAGGGCAUCGACUGCGGGAUCCGACUGGAGCGCACGCGCGUCUUCUGCUGCGACCCGGCCGACAAUCAAUCACCUUUCCUGCCCGUGGAGUUGGGCAAGCUGUUCCCAUCCCCGCCACAGGGCGACAACGUCGACACCGAUUACGAGCUCAGCACGGACGAGACCUGGGGCACCAGCCGGGACAAAAACGGCGGCGAUGACGACGAGCCCGACAACGCGGCCUUCCAGUUCGUUGUUUUGGCGUCCCCCGAGGAGCUGCAGGUCUCGCUCGACAAGCGGGACGGCUCGCACUGGGACCUCAACUGCUACGACGCCGAUCCCGUCAGCGAAGAACCGCAAACCAUCCAGAUGGUGUGUACGGACAUGUCUGAGAACAGCAACUGCCACAAGAUCGGUUUGGGUAAGGGCGUGCCGGGUACCAUCCUGCAGAUGCCCGAAGGCUGCGGGCCGGGAAAGUAUGCCGUGGCCGUGGACAUGAAGAUGGCCGAGAAACAAAUCCUGCCACGCAAGUUUGGAGGGCUGGCGCAUAAGCCCAUUAUUUACGACUUGACUUUUGAUUAUGACUUCAGCCGCGUGCCGCGCGAGGAGGGCCAGGACACGCAGAUGCGCGUGGAUUUCAGCAACGAGCCCGGGUACUGGGACACCAUCGUGGCCGCCGCGGCGUCCAAGAAGCGCAAGAGUAAAAGAACGCUCGAGGACGUCGGGGGGGACCACGUGCGCUGGCUCGAGGAAGAGUUCCGUGACGAUUUCCACCUAAACAGCGGGCUUUUCACUCGAGAAAUACACGAGCGUUGGUUCGGCUCGGGCAUCAUCGCGUGGCUGACGGAGAUGCUUAGCCCGACCAUCAGCAAGGAGUUCAAACACGUGCUGGACAACACGUACACGCUCAACAUCAUCGACGCCGAGUGGGACUGCCCGCUGCACAGCGGCAGGCUUCUGGCGCAGGCCGAGACCAACGUGCACGUCGAGACGAGCUUCGGCUUCACGCUGGUGUGCCGUCUGCUGCCCGAGAUCGACCUGAGCGACUCAUUCCUGACCUUCACCAACAACGGCGAGAUCACCGCCACCUUCCGGCUCGAGGCGUAUCUGGAUCUGCAUUACGACUCGCUGGAGAAGUCGCUGAUCCGCAUCCCGUUCCCGGGCGCGGCAUUUAAAAUUCCGGGAAUCGCCCUCAUCGGGCCGGCGCUGCACCUCAAGGGCCGCAUCGAGGCCGGGCUGGUUCUCUCAGCCGUGAUGGAGACGCAGGUCGACAUCGCGUCGUGGGAGUUCCAAACGACACUCCCGCCCAACGACGAAUACAAACCCGAGGAACCCACUAAGGCCGGCUGGGGUGACACGGGCGACUUCAACGGGGUGCAGUAUCCGCAGUUCUACGCGGGCGUCACGGCCGACGGCAACCUCAAGGCGCACGCCAUCGCCGCCGUCGAGUUCGGUAUCAGCUUCGACACGCGCUGGAACGUCGGCGGCGACGCCAUCGCGAGCGUUGUGGCCGACGGCUGGGUCGAGGCCAAGGCCCACUCCGAGUUCAACACGGUGGCUAGCUGUCCCUUUGUGUGGGGAGUGAAUGUCGGUGUUGAUCUAUACGCCCAGGCCCAAGCUCCGGAUCUGUUCAACUGGAAGAUGGAUAAGUUCCCACUGCCUGGGAGCGGUAUGAAGAGCAUCAUACCCAUGGAUGAGUGUCCCGGCACGAGCGGCGGCUUGCCUGAGGAGAAGAGAAAAAGGGGGCUCAGCAGUGUUUCUCUCCGAAAUGAGAUUGCCCAACCGAGCCAGGACACUAGAGAAAAUUUCAAUAACGGCACAUUACUGAACAAACGAGCCAAGGUCGUCGUCCCGGCCGUCAUCGUUAUUCCCGCCCAGAAGAUGCUGUGUCCUGAGGCCAGCCAAGGAGGAAAAACAUCGACGGCUUGCGAAUUGAUCAAGGGCUGGGAAGACGAUCAGUACACCUCUGCGCUCCGGAAACGGGAGUACACGGAUGGUGGAGAAGAACACCUGCACAAGUGGGAUCGCCGCGUCACAGAUUCGAGCAGGACGACCAAGGCGUGUCUUUCCACCUACAAAUCGUCUGGAGGGAUACCAUUCCUGGCGCCGCCGUAUGAUACCAGCGGGACAUUAAAUACUAAAGUGACAAACGUCAAGGUCUACGGCUACGUCCAGCCGGGCGUGUGCAACAACUUCGACUUUGACGGGAACAGGGACUACCCCGCGGCAGCAGACCUCGAGGACGGCUGGGCUACGGAGCACAUUCUCGAGCUGCAGCUAGUGAGCCAAUUCUUCGACAACCUGCAGUCGCGCCUGGGCUCCUCACUCCCUAACUAUAACCCGGGCGGCAACGGCAAGCAGAACAUGUGCCAAGUUCUGCGUACGCUCUGGCAGGGCGUCACAGAAAACCAGCGGCCCGUCUUCGACGGCAAGACGCGCGACCCGGUGAACCACGUGCUGGCCGUGCUGCCGGGCAACGACAACAACUACAAGAACGAAUUCGUACUGCUUGACAGCAGCGUCAACACGGCCAAGGAGCGCAUGUUCAGCGGCGACGCAACUAUCCAGAACGACGACACCAUGAGAGGCUACGACGGCGAUGGCGACCGCGCCGUCAAGAACCUUAAAGAUGUCAUGACUGCCAUGAAGUACCUGCAGGACAGUACCAUCGCUUCACAUCUUCUAGCUCAAAAAGUGCGCAUCGGCGACCGCCUGCGUGAUUUGGACACGGUAGCCCUGCCGGCCAUGCGCAAGACGAAGUUGACCGGCGCAGCGUACGGCGUCUGGCAGCCCAUGGGCCUCGAGGCGCUGUGGAAUACCUUUAUGCGCGACAAGGGCGCGACGGCGCGGUCCAAGGCCAUUUUGCACAUCGAUACCCACCUGGCAAUACUCAAGGAGGGCUUUGUGAAUGACUUCAAGAAGGAACAGGCCGCUACACAGGCGGCGCAGGGUGAUACGGUGUUGCAAGACCUCAUUGAGAAGAUAGACAAGUUGGAUGUUGAGUGGGCGAGGUAUAAGCCCAACUCGUGGACGAAUCCAUUUUAG
Molecule: messenger RNA, 5337 nt
Organism: Pseudomassariella vexata
Lineage: Eukaryota; Fungi; Ascomycota; Sordariomycetes; Amphisphaeriales; Pseudomassariaceae
Product: glycosyl hydrolases family 18 protein-like protein
Exons: 7
Coding region: 1-5337 (1778 amino acids)
Biological process (GO): carbohydrate metabolic process
Molecular function (GO): chitin binding; hydrolase activity, hydrolyzing O-glycosyl compounds
Source: RefSeq, a predicted model, not a curated record